This is a messenger RNA of Toxoplasma gondii ME49, 1535 nucleotides long. RefSeq lists its product as hypothetical. The transcript has a single exon. The record is from RefSeq and is a predicted model, not a curated record. NCBI's taxonomy places the organism in Eukaryota, Apicomplexa, Conoidasida, Eucoccidiorida, Sarcocystidae. The coding region runs from base 678 to 1394 and encodes 238 amino acids.
CCCGGAGUAAGCGUUAAGUGGCCAACAUAGACUCUUGCGGGUGAAAGAAUUCCUCUGCGUUGCCAAAUGCUUGGGGUAAUGCCCCUGUGGUGACCUCCAUAGAGUUGGAACGAAGGAAAAGCAGGCUUUCGUACACGCCGUUUCCUUGUCCAGGGAACCGGCCGCAGCUACGCAACUCUUUCGACCCUGAAGUGUCGAGUUAUUCCUCAUCAUCUCUCAAGGAAGUCCCCCAGCUCCGCUAGACACAGGCUGUCUCGGCCUCAGUUACACACCGUGGGUCAAGGUUUUUCACCUGCCUAAACAAAGUUACAAGGCAUAGCUGCCGGGGCACCCGUGAAACGCAGAGUCCAAAAAAGUGAAUCGCAAAAGGCUGACUGAUAUUUGACCGCGAGAACUCGCAGUAUUCGCUACCGUGUGGAGCCUCGAUAUAUCUCUGGUUCUUCGAGCAAAUACUCCAGCCCGGCACUCUCCGAAACUCUUAUGUACACUUGGAGGUCAAGUGCCGCGACUGAAGACGUGGUUCCAUUCAUUCUGCAGCUACGGUUCCUGACUGGCAUCGCUCGGUUUGUCGUCCGACUGGCGGGCGCCAUUGGAACGAGGCGUCGCUUGCAAAAUAACGCCCCCGCAGCCCGGAACAGCUAUAACAUUAAGAGCACUUUUUUCAGCGGGGUCCGCCGAUGGCGUUAACCAUCUGUUGGCAUGUCACGAUGACGCAGACGUCGUUUUCUUUCCGUGUCGUUUGGGUUGUUUGGGGUUCGAGGCAUGGGCAGACACGCGAAGCCCCUGCCUCCACCGAAACGGAUCGGUACGCCGGACUUGAAGAAAAGCGCGGCUCGACGGGAUCACCGAAACCCGCCAGUCGCCAAUCCGUGAAGAGGACCCGGGCGCCUACACGCUGUCGGCCGUUCACCCUUCUUAGUCUUGGACGGUGGAACCGUGUACACACCAGGUCCAGUACUCACGUGACCUCGCGUGACCUCUUCGCCGAUUCGCUUAUGGUAUAUGAACACCCUAGGCGAGGCGUACUUGUCUGGCCCCCCGUUUGUGCGUCUGCAAGUUUUGUGCCAAGAGAGGUCGCUGGUUUGUUGUCGCGGUUGGAUCUUCAUGGAAUUGUGUCCGAUUUUUUCCCUACAGGGCUGAGAAGAAUUGUGGGAGGAGGCCGAAGCAACGAACCUCCGCAUCGGUCGCACCGGCGAUGUUUUCCGCCGCCGCUCCAUUCUCACCCAUUGUUGCUCUCUGGCCUGGUAGGAUUCCGCAGUGACUCUCGGGGAGUUUGUGCCUGUCACCUGUACAAGUCGACGGAUGCCUGUAUUUUCGAAAAACGACGUGUCGAGCGGAGAGAAAGCAGGGAAACUGGUAAGAAGCGUCGGAGGUGCACGGCCAGUAGCGCCUGAGAAGAGACUGGUCGAGACUGGUCCGGUGUCGCGCCGUCCGAGGGCCGAAACGGGGCCGGGCGACGCAUUUGCGUUGUCUGUUUCGGCGCUCGCGUCCCACCUGUCUCUUCCUUUCUCUGCAGGCGGUGGGUACCGGGGCAC